AUGAAUGCCACGGAGAACGGGCGACCUUGUUUCAAUGCCUUCGACUUCGCCUCUCACCUGCAAGGAGGCUUUGGCAAACACCUGGGACGACAUUCUCGUGCCCCCUGCCUCCAUAGCUGCCUGUCAACCGACGCUGCACGUCGGGAAAACUGUGCUGCCACCCAGGAAAUGGAUCAUCCCGUCUUGGAACUCUUGAGGACUCCUGCAGGGCUGGUGGGUGUGGUACGUGCUGUGGUGGAGGCUGUAAGGCUGAGCAGCAAUAUGAAUACCCAGCAGCAGCAGCAGCAGCAGUGUGUCUCUGGGGUAACGGUCUGGUGUGAUGGCAAUGCUUACGUAGUGACAGACAGUUUUGGCCAAACAGAACAGAGCAAGUUUGAGUGCCAGCAGUGUACUAGGAGUUUCAAAUCCAAAAACGGAUUAAAGAUCCACCUUCAGACUCACACAAAUGUUCGAAAUUACGAGUGUCUAGAAUGUGGAAAGAGAUUUGCCCAAAAGUCUCAUCUCACCGCCCACGCCUUUACGCAUAAUGGUGUUAAAAAUUAUGAAUGUCCAGAAUGUUUCAGGAAAUUUGCCAAAAGAUCUAACCUCACUAAACACACACGCACUCACACUGGCACAAAGAACUACCCAUGUCUGCAGUGUGGCAAGAGAUUUACUGAUAAAUCCAACCUCAACACACACACCUUAAUCCACAGUGGUGUUAGGAAUUACGAAUGUGAGGAGUGUGGUAAAAGAUUCACAACCAAUGCUUAUCUCACUAAGCACGCCUUCAGACACUCCGGCUUGAGGGAGUUCAAGUGUGACGUUUGCGAGAAGUGUUUCAAGACAAAAGAAGACAUUGCUAGGCACGUCAGGAUACACUUAUGA
Portunus trituberculatus (swimming crab) is the source of this 867-nucleotide messenger RNA. Its product is annotated as zinc finger protein 2-like. Gene Ontology annotation, biological process: regulation of transcription by RNA polymerase II. The record is from RefSeq and is a predicted model, not a curated record. Lineage: Eukaryota; Metazoa; Arthropoda; Malacostraca; Decapoda; Portunidae. Gene Ontology annotation, molecular function: RNA polymerase II transcription regulatory region sequence-specific DNA binding; DNA-binding transcription factor activity, RNA polymerase II-specific. Bases 1 to 867 code for a protein of 288 amino acids. The transcript has 2 exons. Gene Ontology annotation, cellular component: nucleus.